Molecule: messenger RNA, 4877 nt
Organism: Egretta garzetta (little egret)
Lineage: Eukaryota; Metazoa; Chordata; Aves; Pelecaniformes; Ardeidae
Gene: CD164
Product: CD164 molecule
Exons: 6
Coding region: 1-681 (226 amino acids)
Cellular component (GO): cytoplasmic vesicle
Source: RefSeq, a predicted model, not a curated record
AUGAAAGAGUUCCUGCCACCAAUUCCAGGGAGAAAACCAGUGCUCCAACGACCUUCACUGAAAACAUCAACUAUGCAGCAUAUCAGAUGCAUCAGAAUGAUGCAGUACAGCUACUGUGUGAAGAAAGUGGGCAUCUGUGAAAACAUUUCUGACUGCGAUUCUUGUAUUCAUAAUGGCACAAAUGCAACAGCAGGCUGCAACUGGAUCAAAUGUGAAAAAUACAUGUGUGUAAAUGAAACGGAAACACAUUUGAAAUAUCACAACUGUUCAUUGGAAAUACAGUGUUCUUCUCCUACAGUUGUUCCUGUUUCCAGUACUACCACAGCGUCUUCCAAUACUACCACAGCGUCUUCCAAUACUACCACAGCAUCUUCCAAUACUACCACAGCGUCUUCCAAUACUACCCCAGCCAGUUCUGCUACCAUACCUCAUACUACUAUAGCUAACGUCACCAAUGUAACUACACAUGCUCCUCUGUCUACAACUGCUAUUACUUCAGCUACCACAACAAGUAUUCCAGGUACAAAUGCUACUGUGACUCCUGCAUCACCUUCACGCAAAUCUACGUUUGAUGCUGCGAGUUUCAUAGGUGGAAUUGUCCUUGUGCUGGGUCUGCAGGCUGUCAUUUUCUUUCUGUACAAAUUCUGCAGGUCGAAAGACCGAAACUAUCACACACUUUAGGACCUGCCACUUUAUAAUGGACUAGUAGCCCAACACCUGUAGUUCACUGAACCAAAAUAUUUUCUGUUGCUCAUGGAAGACAGCAGUUCAUAAUAUCCUUUAAAUCCCUAAAAGAAGACUUUAAAAGAAUAUUUUUGCAACAUUAUACUUGGCAAGAGGUGAUAUGAAUCUCUUCAACAGGAUUACUUGCAAUAUGCUGCAUGGGUUCUAAUGGCUGUCUUAUUUUCCUUUAGUGGCUGCUGCUGUGGGACUUUUUUUUGAUAUGCCAAAUGUAGAUGUUCAGAGAUUCUUAUUCAGUGGCAACACUGUCUUGAGUAGACAAUCUCAUGAUGACUUAUUGUGAAGGCUAAUUUAAUCAACAUUUGAUACAGUAUCCCUUCAGUUUUAUCAAGGUGUGAAUUAUUGGUGACUGACUUCAGGGAGUGAAAUACCAUUUAUAUUAGCUUGUGGCUCUUACAGCAUGCUGUUAGAAAGAGGAACAAAACUGUAGAAGUAGGUAAUGUCUUAACAGAGUAACAUAACCCAUAAUUUUUUUUACACAAGAAUAACAGUUGCCUCGUAAAAUACUGCAUUCCAAAUAGAAAUCCUGUGCCCUUUCCAAUUAAAGUUGAGGGUGGAGAGGGGAUGUAAGGAUAAUCCUUCGAAAGGGGAGAUGAAGAUUAGUGCCUUAAAAAACUAAAAAUCAGUAGGCUGCAAAAGCGCCCCACCAAUCUCAAAGAUAAAUAAAACUAUUAAGUACUAGGUUUAUAUAGGAGAAUGGAAUACAUGUGACUUGAGCAUUCCAGUUUAAAACCUUUUUACACUAAAUAACUGUCCCUUAUUGACUUUGAGGGUGAGGGAGCAUGGCACAGUAAUGUUCAACUACAAACAGAAGCUUUAAGUUGUUUACCUUUUGUUCUGGCCUACAAAGACCAACCAUAAAAAUAGUAAAAUUCAGUUCACUCCUUGUAUAAAAAGGCAACAACUUACAUUUAUACUUGAAAUACUGGUGUUUGGGAAAACCUGAGGCUUUUCUUAUUCAAAUGGUUCUUAAGUUCAUUGCAAAUAAGUUCAGCGUUUGGGUUUUUUGGUUUUGUUGGUUUUGGUUUUUUCUUUUUUACCCUCCUGUAUGUCUGCUUGCUGAAGGAGCAAUUAACAGUAGUUCAGAGGAUCUGUUGAUGUGAUCCUGGUCAGGAUUCCUGUAGUCCUGGAGCUGCCAGAGCUAUACCUUUUUUCUUUCCCCUCCCCCCUUCCUGGCAUCAGGUUUGUGUCACCCUGCAGUGAACUAGUUAAGGAAAUCUAUUUGGCCAAAUAGUUUGGUUUGUUUUUUUUUUAAAUUGGCCGGAUCAGCCGUGUGAUCUGAGUAUUAAAGGUAUGUCAUCUCCAAUGUAGGUUGGCUCAAGCACCUGUGAAAAUAAACCCAGAGGAAAAAUGGAAAUACAGAUAAAAUCAAGUGGUGGAUGUAGCACAUAAUACAUAGCUUUUGAUGAUAUCCCUUGAUUAUAAAUUUCAGGAUAAUCUGUAGUACUGUCUUACUAGCCCUGACUUGACUGGAAUUUGGCACCCAAUGCAAAAUGACAGCGUUAAUGCAGAUAAUAGUGGUGGUGGAACUUAAAUAUGAAGCAAAUUAAGUGCACUUAAGUUGGAAACUUAAAGUGCAGUGUUGCUUUCUUGUGUUCUAGUUUGAAAGGCAUGGUUCCUAUUGUGCUACAUAGAAGACUCAAAUUUCUACAAAAUGCAGAGGUUACUCACUGGUACUGUACCUUUGAGUUCAUUAUCUUUUGGUUUUCUAAACAAAACUAAGACAAUCAGCUCAGGUUUAUUAAUAUGGCAGGGUGAGCAGCCAGUUUCCAGCAACAGUAUAUGUGUGAGUUAGAUGGUAUAUCCUUGGCCUUAUUGUGAAAUCACUUAUCUGUCCUUUCCCUAUCUCAGAACUAUUUUAUUACAUUUAUUUGUUUAAAAAGAUAUCCAUGAACUUGUAUUCUGUGCUUUGAAGUGAGCAAAACACUCUUCUAAGGUGUGACAGAGUUCUCCUUCAGCUCGGCAAAGCAAACUAUGCCUAGUAUAUAAUUUUUUUGGCCUCAAAGGGCUAUCUUUUGGAAAACUUGCAGGAAAGUGCUACAGAACACUUCAUAGUAUGGAAGGCAUUGUCACAAAAAAGUUGUUGCUCUGUAAAAUGUUGCUAAAAUGCUUAUAUGUGAGCUAUACUGAUCCUGAUUUAGGUUGCUGAUAAAGUAUGCUGGUAAAGCAAACUAAAAAUAAUUUUUAAAGUGCCUUAAAGUUGCUUAAUCUUUUUGCCUCAAAUUUUGUUUAAAAGGGUAGAAGGGAUACCUUGCCUUAGUUACUAAAUUUUUCUUGGUGCCAGCAAUUGCUACUUUCCAAGACUUUAGGAAACCCAGGAUCUCUGAUAUGUACAGAUGCCAAUCUGAAAAACUCGAGCUUGUACUAUAUCAACUUAGUCCUGUUCUGGAAGGCCUGCACUACACACCGCUUGCUCAUUAGCCUUGCCAACAAGGUGUAAUCCACAGUUUGCAGAGUUGUGGCUGGAGUUGUUUCCCUUUCAGUUGAUCAGGGGGAGGGGAGGCUGGGUUAUACAUCUUCACUGUGUGCUUGGCUGCCUCACUGUAGAAAGUAAUUACUCCUUUGUGAAAUGGCAGUGUCAGCUGAUCUGUGCUGUGUACUAGCAAAAAACCUGAAGUAACAACUUGCAGUUUUUCCUGGCCUUGUGUUUUGAAGUGGAAGGUAGCUCAUAGAUCUGUAGUUGUAUUUGCCCCUAAAUCAAUUUUAGGCACUGAACUGUAGUGACUCUUCAAGUUACCUGGCUUCUUCUUGAAGCCAACUUGUGCAAAUAUCAAGCUGUUAUCUUAUGAAUGUUUUCUGCAAGUGUUGCUGUAAAAGUUUGUAUUUUGUCUUCAGUGGAAGAAAACUGAAACAGUUGUAAUCGCAAAACCAAAUUGAUAAAUAAAAUCUGUUGAAUGGAACUUUUACUUGUAAACUUUCUUUAAUGUGAGCAGUCACAGAGGGGACUGUCUGCCAACUUUCUGGAGAUAAGAGCUGUUUUCCAUAGGAUUUGAGGCAUACUGUAGGAAAAGGUUUGAAGAGUUAAGUUAGCUCUCCUAAAUACAGUGUGAACUUUGUGUCUGGUAUGUGCAACAAUACUGGUUCAGAUUUAGAAUUGUUUCCAAAAGAAUUCUCAUUGAGGUCAUGUUUUCCAUUUUGGUUUCACCCUGUUCUCUCCUUAAUGGCAAGGCAUUUACUAAGCGUUCACUUGGAACAACCUGUAAGGCUUAAUGCUCUUCUUCCCAGUAGCAAACCUUGUAAUACUGGAUGUCAGCCUGUAAGGUGGAAGAGGGACUGCAGUCUGUGGUUCCAGGGAGGCUGCUGUUAACCCCUGCACUGUAGCAUCUUUUCACAUGAAGAUCUUUGACCUUCAUGAAAAAGGUAUUGCUGUGAGCCUUACUUCUUUCCUGAUUGCACGAGAAAGAGGAGGAUAUUUGCUAGAGAAAGACUGUCAGUAUGCUUGAACAAGAGAAGAGAGGGGUGUGCAAGUCUGUAGUUGCAGACUGAUAACCAGCAAAAUGAUAACCAGCUCUGAGUGAAGUAACCUCAGUAGUUUCACAUCAUGACCUUGAUGCUCUUGUGGGUUGUGAAUGUGUCAGCAGGUAGUAUUGACAUAUCUAAGGCUCAUAUUACAGGAAAUUGCAAAAGCUUUAGUAGUAUUUCUGGAAAGGCUGUAUAGAAAUGGAGGAAACCUAGAGCUUCCUGAUGUACGUAAAAUUGCUGUGCCUUCCAGAAUAUCAUCCAUGUACUGCACCCAGUCAAGGAAGGACCGAGUUAAGUUUUUGUUACAAUGCAGCACUGAAAACCUAUGCACAUUUGUUUAUCCCUGUAGUACCAAGCCUGUGCUACUGCUGUUCUUUGAAGGUAGUCAGCUGUAGGUAUAGCAGUCAUUCAGAACUCAUCUUUGAAUUUUGCUGCAUUAAGCUGAGUAAUAACUUGGAGAAAUAUUUUUUCAAGAAGCUGUAAUUAGCCUGAGACAGCCCUUUUCCUUCUACAGCUGUGAUGACACAGAAGUGCUUCAUACUGAUGAUACUGUUCUACUUCCAAGUUGGCAUCUGGUUCCUGGAAUGUGCUAGAAUCACAUUUGAUGGCUUCUCUAGUGACAGCUGACCUUGUAUAGUUAUUGGUCACCUUGUCAUUCAUUUAGGGCAUACCUU